Medicago truncatula (barrel medic) is the source of this 1870-nucleotide messenger RNA. RefSeq names its product purple acid phosphatase. The record is from RefSeq and is a predicted model, not a curated record. The transcript is spliced from 2 exons. The coding region runs from base 192 to 1595 and encodes 467 amino acids. Lineage: Eukaryota; Viridiplantae; Streptophyta; Magnoliopsida; Fabales; Fabaceae. Gene Ontology annotation, molecular function: acid phosphatase activity; metal ion binding.
AUUUCAACAGUCAAGUUUUUGUUUUAAUCUCAUCUUUGAAUUGUCUACACAGGAAACAACACAGUUGACUCCAAACUGAAUAUUCCACGUUAUUUGCCAAGAAUAGUAAAGUAAAAUGCACGAAAUUGCAACAAAGUGUGGUGUUGAGAUACUUCUCAAUCAUUAGGGUCUGUGAGUUUGAGAGAAAACAAAUGGGUAUUUCAAUUGCUAGUUUUUUAUUACCACUAGCUUUAGUUUUGAAUUUAGUGUCUGUGUGUAAUGGAGGCACAACCAGUGCUUUUGUUAGGAAUGUUCAGAAAGGCGUUAAUAUGUCACUUGAUAGUGAUGUUUUUGCUGUUCCUUCUGGUUAUAAUGCUCCCCAACAGGUUCAUAUUACACAAGGUGAUCUUGUUGGGAAAGAAGUGAUCGUAUCGUGGGUGACCGAGGAUGAACCAGGGUCGAUCGCAGUGCGCUACUGGAGUACUGACAACAGCAAACAAAAGAAGCUAGCUAAAGGGAAAAUUGUUACUUAUAGAUUCUUCAAUUACUCAUCUGGUUUUAUUCAUCACACUACUAUAAGGAAUUUGGAGUACAACACUAAAUAUUAUUAUGAGGUUGGACUUGGGAACACAACAAGACAGUUUUGGUUUAUAACUCCUCCUGAAAUUGGUCCUGAUGUGCCAUACACAUUUGGUCUCAUAGGAGAUCUCGGUCAGAGCUUUGAUUCAAACAGAACACUUUCUCACUAUGAAUUGAAUCCUAGAAAGGGGCAAACAGUGUUGUUUGUUGGAGAUCUCUCUUAUUCAGAUAACUUUCCAAAUCAUGACAAUGUUAGGUGGGAUACUUGGGGAAGGUUUGUAGAAAGGAGCACGGCUUAUCAGCCGUGGAUAUGGACUGUAGGAAACCAUGAAAUUGAUUUUGCCCCAGAAAUUGGCGAAACCAAACCAUUCAAACCUUAUUCGCACCGAUACCACACUCCUUAUAAAGCAUCACAAAGUACUUCACCCUUUUGGUAUUCUAUCAGAAGAGCUUCAGCUCACAUCAUUGUCUUGGCCUCGUAUUCAGGAUAUGGAAAAUAUACACCACAGUACCAAUGGCUUGAACAAGAGCUACCUAAAGUUAACAGGACAGAAACUCCUUGGUUGAUUGUUCUAAUGCAUUCACCUUGGUAUAAUAGCAACAAUCAACAUUAUAUGGAAGGGGAGACAAUGAGAGUAAUGUAUGAGCCAUGGUUUGUUAAGUACAAGGUUGAUGUUGUGUAUGCUGGACAUGUGCAUGCCUAUGAAAGAACCGAACGUGUGUCGAAUAUUGCAUAUAAUGUUGUGAAUGGUAUUUGCACUCCUAUAAAAGAUCAAUCAGCUCCUGUAUACAUAACCAUUGGAGAUGGAGGGAACCUUGGAGGCAUGGAAACCAACAUGACAGAACCACAGCCAGAGUACUCAGCAUUCAGAGAGGCUAGCUUUGGACAUGCCAUUUUCGACAUAAAGAACAGAACACAUGCUCACUAUAGCUGGCACAGAAAUCAAGAUGGUUAUUCGGUUGAGGCUGAUUCCCAUUGGUUUUUCAACAGAUUUUGGCAUCCAGUUGAUGAUUCCACCGCUCAUGUUUUCCAUUGAUACAUUGAUUUACUGCUCUUUUCACAAGAAUACUCAAUGUGAUGUUAAUCAAUAAAGUCAUGAUUAUGUAAUAAUUGCUUGUAGGUCAAUCAAUUAUGAUUAUCAUUACCUUUCGUUCUACUUUGUAUGACUGUUAAAUAGAUGUAAAGGAGCAAGCAUCUUGUUUUAUGUGUAAAAAUAAAUAUUACAAAACUUUAACAAGACUUCUCAGCUAGAUCAAUUGCAUUGUCAUAUCAUAAUCAUUGUAAUUUCUCUUUUCCUGGCCUUGAUUUUUA